Molecule: messenger RNA, 420 nt
Organism: Rotaria sp. Silwood1
Lineage: Eukaryota; Metazoa; Rotifera; Eurotatoria; Philodinida; Philodinidae
Source: the annotation of a GenBank genome assembly
AUGGCUGAAUGUUAUCAAGCUAGAACAAAUAUAACUAUUCCUUGUCCUCCAAAUACUACCGUUUAUUUUGCUGUAGCAGUUUUUGUACCUUUGGCCAUUGUAAUCGUGGUUAUUGCUAUAUCUAUUUAUUUUCGAUGUAGACAUAAACGAUUAGGAAGAGAACAACAACAACAAGAAACCAAUAUGACAACAAAUCAUUCGAUAGAAAAUUUCGAUGGACAACAACGAGAAUCACAUCAAUAUCCACAUCCACCUCGUUAUUCAGCAACAAUUGAUAGUAUUUUUGGUAAACCUCCACCUUAUGAACAAACUAUAGAACAACUAGAAGAAGUUAAUGAUACAUUUGAAGAUACAGUAACAAUUAUACCAGUGACAACGCUACCAUCAUCAUCAACAGCACAUUUAGUUCAAUCGUCAUGA